Molecule: messenger RNA, 827 nt
Organism: Myodes glareolus (Bank vole)
Lineage: Eukaryota; Metazoa; Chordata; Mammalia; Rodentia; Cricetidae
Gene: Tmem212
Product: transmembrane protein 212
Source: RefSeq, a predicted model, not a curated record
UCAGGGAGGAAGAUGAAGGACCCCUACCAGGCUGCUGGCAGGACUCUGCUUACUCUAGGGAGCCUCAGCAUCCUCUCUGGAGUGCUUGCCUUCUUCCCUGUCUUCUCCUGCAAGCUCCAGUAUGCAGGAUGGAGCGUUUGGAUCGCCUGUCCCAUCUGGAACGGGGCUUUGGCCAUCACAGCUGGGGCACUUGUGCUGCUUGCUCACCGAGAGAGGAGCCGGAGACACUUGUGGGAAGCUGGCUUCACCUUUGCAGUUCUGAGCAUCAUGGGAUGCCCACUUCAUUUUGCAAUAGCCUUGGAAUCUGCUCUCCUUGGUCCAUAUUGCUUCUACUCCUUUUCAGGAGCUGCAGGGACCAAUUACCUUGGUUACGCCGUUACCUUUCCUUUCCCGUACACGGCGUUCCCAUCAGUCUGUGCGGACCCGCUCCACUAUGAAGAGUAUCACCUGACCCUUCAAGUCCUGGACAUGUGCCUGAGCCUCGUCCUGUUCUGUGUGUCCCUGGCCGUGUUCGUCAAGCUUUCCACACGACUGGUGCAGAACGGACACGUAAAUGGUCAAAAGAAUGAACAGUAAAUGUGGAGUUGUGUUCCCCUUAAACUGACCUUAAUUUUUGGUCAUUAUUUUGAAAUAUUUACAAAGUAAUUGUGUUCUUUAAACUUUCCCUCUAUGUUCUUCUGAAAUAAAAUAGAAACAACUGUAUACUUUGGUCCUCCCAUUAACAUUUUAAAAUGUACAUGUUAUGGUGUUGAAAUGGAAAUAUUAUUGUUGCCAUAGACAUAUGAGAUAUAACUUUAUAGCCAAUACAUGAUUUGUUUUCAUUUUCA